AUGGAGAAUAUUCGCACCUGUGGCGACAAUCAAAUCGGUCCUCAAGCGAGCCAUCAUUGUCGCGGGGGAUUCGACUUCACAUUGCUAUUUGAGGAAUGUUUCUUUUCGAUCGUACCCUCGGUGCUGCUAUUGCUCAGCAUUCCGAUUCGCUAUAAGCAACUUCAACCCGGCAGGAUUCGCAAGGUCUCACAGAGUUGGCUGUAUUGGACCAAGUUGGUAAGUGACGGCUUUGGACAAGCGUUUGGGGCUACCCAACUGUCCCUGCUAGUCGUAUGGCUUCGGCCGCAUGCACCACGAACGCAAGCCUCCUUACCAGCCGCUGCCCUGGCCGUUGCGACCGCACUUGGUCUGUUGUUGCUGUCGCACUGGGAACACCUCUUCUCGAUCCAUCCUUCUCAUAUCCUGAACUUCGCGUUGUCUGUCUCCCUCCUUUUCGAUGUGGUACGCGCGAGAAGUCUGUGGCUGGCGUCCUAUACUGCCAUUGCGGGACUCUACACAGCCAGUAUCGCUAUCAAGGUCAUUUGGUUCUACUUGGAGUCUCGCUCGAAGCAUUUGCUUCGGAAGCAUCCGACAGUGUCCUAUGGCCAAGAGGAGAUGAGUGGGCUGUACAGCCGCACAUUCUUCUGGUGGGCCAACCCGUAUCUCUUGCUUGGGUUCAAGUCCAUCCUCUCCGUCGAUGAUCUGCCUCAGUUGGACCAGAGUUUAUCUGCAGAUGUAUUGCAUGAUCGUCUGAGCACCGCCUGGAAAGGAGCCUCGAAAUCCUCCAAAAAUGCUCUGGCGUAUUGCACCGUAUGGACUUUCAGGUCCUCCAUUCUCUGUUCCUUCCUGGCUAGAGUAGUAGUCAUCGGAUUGAGCUACUCGCAGCCAUUCCUCAUUGCGGCACUGACCGAGUACGUCCAAGAAAGCCACCCCGUCAAGAACAAGGGUUAUGGCUUGAUCGGUGCUUUUGCCCUGGUUUUCCUGCUCAAAGGGAUUUUCGACUGUCUCUACCAGCAUCACAACUACCGCCUGAUCACAAAGAUCAGAGGAGCGGUCAUCUCGUUGAUCUACGAACAGACCCUAAGUUUGCGCUUCACCGAGCACAGCGAUUCCGCUGCAUUGACACUGAUGAGUAAUGACAUUGACAACAUUGCCUUCGGAAUUCAGAAUCUGCAUGAAGUGUGGGCCAGCCCCGUGGAAACCGCCAUCGCAUUGUAUCUGUUGCAGCGCCAGGUCUCCUGGGCGGCGGCCGUUCCGGCCCUUGUUUCUCUCGGGGCGAUGGUCUCGACGCACCUCCUAUCCAAGUCGAUGCCUAGCCGACAGAAGGCGUGGAUGCAGGCUGUGCAGCAGCGAGUGGCAUUCGCGUCUCGCUAUUUGAACACGAUGCAACAGUUACGAGUCAACGAAUUGAACCAGGGAAAGAAGUUUCGCCAUGUUAUGGUGAAGAUCAACCUCCUGGGCGGUGCAAUCACCAACCUGAGUCCGGUGCUUACCUUGGGGAUUUACGCGGCCAUAGCUCUUCACACAGGCCGUGCUCCGUUGAAUGUGGCUGCGACUUUCACCACCCUGUCCAUUCUGACACUGUGGAGUACGCCCUUGGAGAAUAUGGCGUAUUCAGGACCACGGGUGGCGGGAGCUCUGGAAAGUGUGCAGAGGCUCCAAGUAUAUCUGGGUAAUGCGAACUCUGAUACUCGCGCUCUCCGAGGGCAACUGGAUGACGCAAGCAGAUCGUGCUCGACUGAGGAGCCCACUGAAGUUGCAGAAUCCAUUGAGCUUCAACCACAGCCGAGCAGGGCGGAGACAACAAAUCCUUCCACGGCUGAUCUACUCCAGGUUUGUCGCGCCGACUUUGGCUGGAGUCGCGCAUCAGACCCAGUACUGUUGAAUGUGAAUCUGAGAGUCCCCCCUGCUUCCUUGACAAUGGUCGCAGGACCCGUGGGUUCCGGAAAGAGCACGCUGCUCAAAGCAUGUCUGGGUGAACUCCUCUGCGUGAACGGGUCCAUGGAUAGCAACGUCGCCCGCAUCGCAUACUGUGAUGCGAAAGCAUGGAUUCGCAAUCGCUCGAUCCGAGACAAUAUCUGUCACCCCCUUCCCUACGAAGAGGAGUGGUAUCGCACCGUGCUCCAGUCCACCGCGCUGGACUGUGACAUCGCCCGCCUUCCUGAGCAGGACCUCACGAUCAUCGGCAGCAACGGUAUGGCGAUGAGUGGUGGGCAGCGCCAGCGGAUUGCCAUUGCUCGUGCGGUAUAUGCACGCACCAAGCUGGCAAUCUUCGAUGAUUCCCUCAGUGCUCUGGAUGCUCCCACAGCUGCUCAUGUCUUUUCCCGCGUGCUCGGGCCUCGGGGUAUCUUACGCCGUAAUGGAGUUGCGGUCAUCAUGGCGACCCAUGAUGCGAGCCAUCUGGCUCACGCGGAUCAUGUUGUUCUCAUGGACCAGGGGAGUAUCGUCGAACAGGGACCGCCGCGACAGCUUCCAGCCGGGCGAGAUUACGCAUCACCUGUGACAAACCAAGACAACAUCUCCUCUGCGCAGCCUCCCGAUCCGGUGCAGCAGAGCCCUGGUGUCAAGAAGGCAACGAACUCUGGCGAUGAAUUGACAAGGCAAUUGGGAGACGUGCGUGAUUAUGCCUAUUACUUCCGCACUUCCGGCGGGUGGUCGAUAUUGCUCUACGCCGGGGCUCUCGGUGUUGGUAUCUUCAGCGGACAAUUCACCAAUCUUUGGGUCCAGUGGUGGGCAGAAACAAACGAGCAGACCCCCUUCGCGCACCUGGCACGAUACCUCAGCGUCUACGCUUUGCUAGCCAUGGUCGCAGCAGCCCUCUGGGCCUACUGCAUGUGGCUGGUCUUCUGUCGCAUCGUCGUCACCUCAUCAACUCGGCUGCACGAGCAUCUCGUCGCGAAAGUGAAAGACGCGCCGCUACACUGGCAUACCACGAUCGACACCGGGGUCAUCCUCAACCGCUUCAGCCAAGACAUGACCCUGAUCGAUCGGUCACUCCCAGCCGACUUUCUCAAAACGUCCAACUACUUGGUGCAAUGUGUCGUGAGCGUGGCGUUCAUUUGCAUCGGUGCGAACUACAUGGCGGCGCUGAUCCCGAUCACCGUCUUCAUCAUCUACUGGAUCCAGAAAUUCUACCUCCGCUCCUCGCGCCAGCUUCGUCAUCUGGAACUGGAAGCGAAGUCUCCCUUGUACGCCCAGUUCACGGAGACCCUGAGUGGUCUGAUCACGAUUCGGGCUUUCCGCUGGCGAGACAGCUUCCAAGCAGAGCAUCGGGCGUUCCUGCAGACCUCCCAGCGACCGUACUACUUCCUCUUCGUCAUCCAACGCUGGUUGACCCUGGUUCUGGAUCUGGUUGUCGCCGUCCUCGCGGUCCUGCUGGUCGUCUUCGCCGUCUGCGUUCCGACCCAGGGGCCCAUCGGCGUGUCUCUCAUAUCGCUCCUCACAUUCCACCAGCAGCUCGCCGAGCUGAUCAAUUGCUGGACCUCGCUGGACACAAGCAUCGGCGCUAUCACCCGGAUCCGGAGUUUCGGCACUGUGCCAUCGGAGCAUCUUCCCCACGAGAACCAAACCCCCCCACUGACAUGGCCGGCGGAAGGCUCCAUCGUCUUCCAGAAUGCCACCAUGGGCUACGACCCCACCGGCCCGCCCAUCCUCCGCGAUAUCACCCUCAGCAUCCCCGCCGGCUCCACGUUCGGAGUCUGCGGCCGCACCGGCAGCGGCAAAAGCUCCCUCAUCCUCGCCCUCCUCCGCAUGCUCGAAGUCCAGAGCGGGAGGAUCAGUAUCGACGGCGUGAGCCUGACAUCCUGUCCCCGCGAUAGCAUCCGCAGCCACAUCACCGUUCUCCCGCAGGAACCCCUCCUCUUCCCCGGGACCAUCCGAGACAAUAUCACCACCUUCCAAGCCAUGCAUGACGAGAGAGUCCUCCGUGCUUUGGACAAGGUCCAGCUCACGGAGUACAUCGCGGCCCACGGCGGUCUAGACGCACGGAUCGAUGAUCUGCCGUUGUCUGCGGGCCAGCAGCAGUUGCUCUGUUUGGCCCGGGCGAUCGUUUCGAAACAGAAGAUCCUGCUCUUGGACGAGGUCACUAGUCGCGUGGAUGAUGAGACGGAUCGGCUGAUGCAGCGGGUGAUCCGGGAGGAGUUUCGGGGGUGUACGGUUAUUGCGGUUGCGCACCGGGUGCACACCCUCCUGGAUUUCGAUCGGGUUGCGGUUCUGGAUGGAGGGAGUCUGGUCGAGUGCGAUGCUCCCUCUGUGUUGCUGAAGCGUCAGGGAUCGCUGUUUGGGCUGUUGUAUAACCGGACACGGUGUUCUGUAUCGGUGGCAUGUUAAUGAGUUGGUCCAGAGCCUAACCAGAAGUUAAGGAUUCCUUCCAAAUCAUAGCGGAGAAGUCCUGUACAUCAACAGUAUGAGUUUACUCGGUUUUUGAAUCUUGGAAAAACAAGACCAUUGUUCUCCCCCGGUCCAAGUCUAACAGCGGUCUUCCUUUAUAUGUACAUGGGUGUGUUCUCG
This is a messenger RNA of Aspergillus saccharolyticus JOP 1030-1, 4488 nucleotides long. Its product is annotated as multidrug resistance protein MDR. The transcript has 7 exons. Gene Ontology annotation, cellular component: membrane. Bases 1 to 4308 code for a protein of 1435 amino acids. The record is from RefSeq and is a predicted model, not a curated record. Gene Ontology annotation, molecular function: ATP binding; ABC-type transporter activity; ATP hydrolysis activity. Lineage: Eukaryota; Fungi; Ascomycota; Eurotiomycetes; Eurotiales; Aspergillaceae. Gene Ontology annotation, biological process: transmembrane transport.